AUGGCAGAUUUUGGUGAUCUUCCAAAAGAUAUGAUUAGAAAAAUCUUAAGUGAGCAUAUUGAUAAUCUAGAAGAUUUAGAAAGUUUUGGAAUGGUUUGCAAUUCAUGGAGAUCUGAAAAGAAAGAUGUUAACUAUAUGAAUUUGAAAAACACCCAAUUUCCAUGGUUGAUGUUAGCUGAUUCACCCACAAAUUCAUAUCGGCGAUUUUACAGCAUGAGGAAAGACAUGGUUCGUAAGAUUAAUCUACCUCGAUUCGACGACGAUGACCACCGAAGGUAUUUUAGUUCAAAGGGAUGGUUGAUUGGUGUGAGUAGAAAACAAGCACUUAUCUGUUUUUUUGAUCCUUUUACUGGUAGUGUGAUCAAACCACCAAGUCAUCCACUAGUCGAGUUUUUAGACGGAGAUACAUGGGAUGAUGAAGAUUUUAUAAUCCAGUUUUCGAAAUUUGUAUUCUCGACUAGGCCAAAGACAGGUGAUGAUUUUGAGGUUGCCAUGGUGUUUCACUCAGCUAAACAUAUCGUUUUUUGGAGACCUGUGCAACAAGGGUGGAUAGAAUCUAAUGUUAGGUUGUUUCAGAUAGACGAUGUGUGUUUUUUUAGGGGAGAAUUUUAUUCCAUUGAUCAUUAUAGUCAAGUGAUAGCCUAUGGGAGCGAAAUACCAAAGAAACCAAGAAUCGUUACAAAUUUAAAAUCUCAAGGUCUUAUACCUUAUCUACCUUAUAAAUUUUACAUAGUGGUAUUAGAAACGACACAGACACUAUUGGUGAUACACAGGUUGGUGCAUCUUAAGCGCCGCAAGGAUAUUAACAAGUAUUGGAAUACUUUAUCUUUUCAGUUAUUUGAGUUGGAUGUUGACACAGGCAAAGCUAGACAAGUUAAGAAUAUUGGUAAUCGGGCUUUAUUCGUUGGUUACAACUCUACCUUUUUUGUAGAGGCAUCAUCAGCAUCAGAUAAACGUGGUUGUAGACCUAAUUGUAUUUAUUUCACAGACGACAACAUGGAAUAUUGGCUUUCCUCCUUCGAAGGAGGAGGAAUGGAUAUGGGCAUAUUUAGUUUGGAUCAAAGAAAAGUGGUUGCUCCAGAUUAUCAAGGCCCUCCUCAGUUUAGUCAGGAAACUCCACCUAUAUGGUUGGAGCUCCCUCAAUCUUAG
This is a messenger RNA of Beta vulgaris subsp. vulgaris (sugar beet), 1149 nucleotides long. RefSeq lists its product as uncharacterized. The transcript has a single exon. Bases 1 to 1149 code for a protein of 382 amino acids. The record is from RefSeq and is a predicted model, not a curated record. NCBI's taxonomy places the organism in Eukaryota, Viridiplantae, Streptophyta, Magnoliopsida, Caryophyllales, Amaranthaceae.